Messenger RNA from Salvia hispanica, 1760 nucleotides. It is a transcript of the gene ALDH11A3, whose product is annotated as aldehyde dehydrogenase 11A3. Gene Ontology annotation, molecular function: lactaldehyde dehydrogenase (NAD+) activity. NCBI's taxonomy places the organism in Eukaryota, Viridiplantae, Streptophyta, Magnoliopsida, Lamiales, Lamiaceae. The record is from RefSeq and is a predicted model, not a curated record.
GGCAUCUAGCUGAGUUGAAGAAACCCAACAUUUUUGUUGCUUCAUUUCUCUCUCACACUCCUAUAAAAUAGCAUUCUUAGCAGUGAAGUAGAAUCUAUCAAUGGCCGGCACCGGUGCUUUUGCUGAGAUCAUUGACGGCGAUGUCUUCAAGUACUACGCCGACGGCGAAUGGAAGGUUUCCUCUUCCGGCAAAUCCGUCGGUAUUGUCAAUCCCACCACCAGGAAAACUCACUACAAAGUUCAAGCUUGCACGCAAGAGGAGGUGAACAAGGUGAUGGAGACAGCGAAAGCCGCGCAGAAAUCGUGGGCCAAGACGCCGCUGUGGAAGCGCGCGGAGCUCCUCCACAAGGCCGCGGCCAUCCUCAAAGAGCACAAAUCCCCCAUCGCAGAGGCGCUGGUGAAGGAAAUCGCGAAGCCGGCAAAGGACUCUGUGACUGAGGUGGUGAGGUCUGGAGAUCUGAUUUCCUACUGCGCCGAGGAAGGAGUCAGGCUACUCGGCCAGGGCACCUUCCUCGUCUCCGAUAGCUUCCCGGGAAACGAGAGGACUAAGUACUGCCUCACAUCCAAGAUUCCGCUCGGUGUUGUUCUAGCGAUUCCUCCUUUCAAUUACCCGGUGAACCUUGCUGUGUCGAAGAUCGCGCCUGCUCUCAUUGCUGGGAACUCACUUGUAUUGAAGCCUCCGACUCAGGGUGCGGUGGCUUGCCUUCACAUGGUGCAUUGCUUUCACUUGGCUAAUUUCCCAAAGGGGCUCAUCAGCUGCAUCACAGGGAGAGGCUCUGAGAUUGGUGAUUUCCUUACAAUGCAUCCUGGUGUGAACUGCAUAAGCUUCACCGGUGGGGACACCGGCAUUGCAAUCUCGAAGAAAGCAGGGAUGAUCCCUCUGCAGAUGGAGCUGGGAGGGAAAGACGCGUGCAUCGUGCUCGAGGAUGCGGAUUUGGGCUUGGUUGCAGCCAACAUUAUCAAGGGAGGAUUCUCAUACAGUGGGCAGAGGUGCACUGCUGUGAAGGUGGUGUUGGUGAUGGAGUCCGUGGCGGACGCUCUGGUGGAGGCGGUGAAGGCGAAGGUGGCGAAGCUGACGGUGGGUGCGCCUGAGGACGACUGCGACAUAACCCCAGUGGUGUCGGAGUCGUCUGCCAACUUCAUUGAGGGCCUGGUGAUGGAUGCUAAAGACAAGGGUGCCACAUUCUGUCAGGAAUACAAGAGGGAGGGCAACCUCAUCUGGCCCCUGCUGCUCGAUCACGUGCGCCCGGACAUGCGCAUCGCCUGGGAGGAGCCUUUCGGCCCCGUGCUGCCCGUAAUCAGAAUCGGCUCUGUUGAGGAAGGAAUCCACCACUGCAAUGCCAGUAAUUUUGGCCUCCAGGGUUGUGUCUUCACCAAAGAUAUCAACAAGGCAAUGCUCAUCAGUGAUGCCAUGGAGUCCGGAACCGUUCAGAUCAACUCCGCCCCGGCUCGUGGCCCAGACCAUUUUCCUUUCCAGGGUAUUAAGGACAGCGGGAUCGGAUCACAAGGAAUUACCAACAGCAUCAACAUGAUGACAAAGGUGAAGAGCACUGUUAUCAACUUGCCAACUCCAUCAUACACGAUGGGCUAAACAGCUGCUUCAGGGGAUUUAUAUCAAUAAUAAUUUUUCAAAAGGACUCUUGUUUUAUGGGACACUGUUAAUUUUUCCUCUGCAAUUUACUAUGCCCUCAGUUUAAUCCUUGUUUGUAUAAUGGGAGUAUAUGAAAAAUGGGAGUAGGAAAUGUGUAUUGUGAGAUAAA